GGUCCGGGAUGGCACGCUGACUCUCCUCAGGGAUGUGGGCAGGGUGCUGGGCUGGGUGAGUCGUGACAGCAGAAGGUCUGGACCCCCAACUCAGCCCGCUGAGACCCCCACACCACUCCACCUGCAGUCUUCGCCAUGGCAGCCCAGAUUGGAAACGCUAGUUUUGCACCCAACUUCAGUCCGGCUCAAGACCAUACCUCCCCCGUCCCCUUCAAUUUCAGCUACGGUGACUAUGACCUCCCUCUGGACGAGGGUGAGGACAUGACCAAGACCCGGACCUUCUUCGCUGCCAAGAUCGUCAUCGGUGUGGCACUGGCAGGCAUCAUGCUGGUCUGCGGCGUUGGCAACUUCAUCUUUAUUGCUGCGCUUGCCCGCUAUAAGAAGCUUCGCAACCUCACCAACCUGCUCAUCGCCAACCUGGCCAUCUCCGACUUCCUGGUGGCCAUCAUCUGCUGCCCCUUCGAGAUGGACUACUACGUGGUGCGCCAGCUCUCCUGGGAGCAUGGCCACGUGCUCUGUGCCUCUGUCAACUACCUGCGGACCGUCUCACUCUACGUCUCCACCAAUGCCCUGCUGGCCAUCGCUAUCGACAGAUAUCUCGCCAUCGUUCACCCCUUGAAACCACGGAUGAACUAUCAAACGGCCUCCUUCCUGAUCGCUUUGGUCUGGGUGGUGUCCAUCCUCAUCGCCAUCCCGUCGGCCUACUUCACCACGGAGACGGUCCUGUUCAUCGUCAAAAGCCACGAGAAGAUCUUCUGCGGCCAGAUCUGGCCGGUGGACCAGCAGCUCUACUACAAGUCCUACUUCCUGUUCAUCUUCGGCGUGGAGUUCGUGGGCCCCGUGGUGACCAUGACCCUGUGCUAUGCCAGGGUCUCCCGCGAGCUCUGGUUCAAGGCGGUGCCGGGCUUCCAGACUGAGCAGAUCCGGAAGAGGCUGCGCUGCCGCAGGAAGACAGUGCUGGUGCUCAUGUGCAUCCUCACAGCCUACGUGCUAUGCUGGGCGCCCUUCUACGGCUUUACCAUUGUGCGCGACUUCUUCCCCGCCGUAUUCAUCAAGGAGAAGCACUACCUCACGGCCUUCUACGUGGUCGAGUGCAUCGCUAUGAGCAAUAGCAUGAUCAACACCGUGUGCUUCGUGACCGUCAAGAACAACACCAUGAAGUACUUCAAGAGGAUGAUGUGGCUCCACUGGCGGCCUGUGCACCACGGGAGCAAGUCCAGUGCUGACCUGGACCUCAAAACCAGCGGCAUGCCAGCCACGGAAGAGGUGGACUGUAUCAGGCUGAAAUAACCCGCUGGCGUCCGGAAAGCCCAGAAGCCGGAACUCUGCACAUACUCCAUCGGUAGCCAAGUUCAUGCUGGGCUGCCCGGGGAAGGAUAGCUGUGUUCCAUGCCUCACAGCCCUCAAGGGGCAG
Callorhinus ursinus (northern fur seal) is the source of this 1414-nucleotide messenger RNA. NCBI's taxonomy places the organism in Eukaryota, Metazoa, Chordata, Mammalia, Carnivora, Otariidae. The record is from RefSeq and is a predicted model, not a curated record.